Molecule: messenger RNA, 803 nt
Organism: Glycine soja
Lineage: Eukaryota; Viridiplantae; Streptophyta; Magnoliopsida; Fabales; Fabaceae
Product: mitochondrial import inner membrane translocase subunit TIM14-3-like
Exons: 3
Coding region: 125-457 (110 amino acids)
Biological process (GO): protein import into mitochondrial matrix
Cellular component (GO): PAM complex, Tim23 associated import motor
Molecular function (GO): ATPase activator activity
Source: RefSeq, a predicted model, not a curated record
AAUAUAAUUAUAAAUAUAAAAAUAAUAAGCCAAGCUUCUUUCAUGUUUCUCAACUGAACACUCUUUGCGAGCAAUUCAAAACCCUAUUGGAAUUCUCCAUUCACACGUUGAAGCUUUUGACGUCAUGGCUACACCAUUGGUGGCAGGGAUUGCAGUGGCGGCUGCGGCUUAUGCUGGUAGAUAUGGUAUCCAGGCUUGGCAAGCAUUCAAAGCUAGACCACCGAGUAUGCGUAAAUUUUAUGAAGGUGGUUUCCAGGCUACCAUGACUAGAAGGGAAGCAGCUCUUAUACUGGGUGUUAGAGAACGCACUCCAACAGAUAAGAUUAAAGAAGCACAUAGGAGGGUGAUGGUUGCAAACCAUCCAGAUGCAGGUGGCAGCCAUUACCUUGCAUCCAAAAUUAAUGAAGCAAAAGAUAUGUUACUUGGAAAGACCAAAGGUGGUGGGUCAGCAUUUUGAAGCCCGUAGAAGCCUUGCUUUCCAUCAUUUUGACAAUUUAGACCUUGGUCCUCAUUGAUGUCAAUUAUUAAUUUUUUGGGUCAUCGCCUAAUUAAUUCUUGUAAUCCAAUAGUGUGAGAAAAUUGGACAUGGUUAUGCUCUUAUCAGGAUGAUAAAGGUCCAUUGUAACUUGGCCUGUGCUAUAGAAGUUAAGAUUGCCAUCAAUAAAAUUGAUUUGUACUGGCACAUUUUACUACCAGUUCUUGCCUUUUUAGGUGGUGUCUCCCUUUUGGUUUGAGUUCAUGCCACUUCACCUUGAUGUUUGACAUGUACUUCACUAAUGUAAUCAAUUGUGUCCAUUGCAGAA